Molecule: messenger RNA, 2441 nt
Organism: Copidosoma floridanum
Lineage: Eukaryota; Metazoa; Arthropoda; Insecta; Hymenoptera; Encyrtidae
Molecular function (GO): protein binding
Source: RefSeq, a predicted model, not a curated record
UCUGCCGCGCCGCAAAGGAGGAGUUGGCAAACAACCCAACGGGACAUUCGGCCCGAUGGGACGGUCUUGGAGCUCUUGUAAAAUAAGUACUGUGAUUUUCAGUGACGGCCGAGUUUCACUUGUGACACGGUAGUGUUCGCGAGUCCCGAAAAUGUUCAGCAUGUGCUUGUUCAACUGCACCAGAGACGCCUCGCCAGUCCGAUGGCCCCGCCGGCGUUCCUCGAGCUCCGACAAGUCCGAGCGUCACUGCUACAACGUCCAGACCUCGAGCGUGACGACCGAGCGCGUGGCCUCGUCCUCUCCGGGCAAACGGGACAAGAAGAAGAGGAGGAAACAGUUCAAGAAGUAUACCGAGCAGGAGGAGCGCCGAGACGGUGGGACCAAGCGCACGCCUCUGCUCGAGCGGGUGUGCCGGCUGGGUCCGAGGGACAACCAGAGCGAGCUGUGCAUCAACGACCAAGACGACCAGGAGGACGAGGAGGAGCGGGCAACGGCGGCCCAGCAGUUCCGCUCGAUGUGCGAGCUGAGGGUCGGCGGGGUGCCCGGGCUCGCGCGCUCCGAGCUCCGGCGGUCGAUCUGCGAGACGGACCUCGAGAGACGCGCGGGGGAGGAGGAGGAGGGACCGAAGUUGAGGUCAAAGUCGCAGAGCCGGGUGCCCUUUGCGGGGGGUGACAACCGGUCCGAGGACAAGUUCGUGCUGUUUGGGUUCAAGCAGAACGAGAGCCCGAAGCCGAGCAGGAGGCGGAGGUGGCGGAAGAGCAGGGACGCGCUGUGGCAGGGGGGCGCCGAGGGAGUGAUCGAGAAGGGAGGAAAGGAGCGCUGCGACAGUCUCACGCCUUCAAGCUGUUUGGCGGCCAAGUUCCGGGCCAUGCAGAACAGGUACCUGAAAAGCUCGACGAGCAGGCUGAUCGGUAAGCUGUACAAAAAAGAGAGCGCCACCUGCAGCAGCAACAACAGCCUCAGCAAGGACCAAAAGAGACUGCGCAGCUUCUCCUACGGCGCGCUUCCCGGCCUCGACGAGCUCCGCACGAACCCGCUCUUCGACGAGCACGAGCAGCACCAAGACCGCGACGAGGACAACGACUCCGGCAUCCUCGACAAUGACUCCGCGACCAGCUCCCUCCUCGACGACCGGUGCAGCAGCGUCGCCUCCGAGACCCCGAUGGUCACCAGCCACGACACCGCCACCCUCGCCCCACCAAGGAUACCCCCCCGAAGACCCAGCGGCCCCUCCGCUCUGUACAAACGGGGCCUCCGGCUAUUCCAGAGCACCUCGCUCCUCGACGCUCCCGAGGUCGCCCACGCCACCCCAAUCCCCACUCAGCCUCCACUGGUCACCUGCGAUGAGCCCCAGCAACCAAAGGAACCACAAGGAGACAAGGGGGAAGGACACCUAGAGUCCGGCGGUGCCCUGUCGGUGAUACGGAGCAGCGCGAGCGUGAAGAAGACCCUGAUCGUGAAACUGCAGCGCGAGACGAGCGAGCAGAGCCUGGGCAUCUUCAUAGCCAAGACCCCGGACUCGGCGGGCUACCUCGUGGCCCACGUGGUGCCCGGUGGGCUAGCGGACCGCGAGGACAGCCUCAGGAUCGGCGACGAGAUCCUCAUUGUGAACGGCAAGCGGCUGCGGGGCCUGACCAUGCCCGAGGCGCGCAAGAUCCUCAGCAGCGGCGCCAGCGGGGAGAUCGACAUAGUCGUCACGCGGAUGACGCCACCUGGCGGGAACUCGUUGGCGCGGAAGAGGCUGCUCGAGAGUAGCGUCGACUACGAAAACGUGAGUAUCGAGAACGGGCAUGGGGUCAUUGUCACGCCCGAGCCACCGGCGCACGGCUCGUACUUCCGGAAGCACCAGUCCAAGAGAUCGGCUUGGGCAAAGAGGUCGGAGGAGGAGGGAGGUGGCAGGCAGAGUGACAAGUCGAUGGAGAACCUGCCCAACUUUUGCACGCUGCCGAGGAGGCCGAGGCACGCGGUGUCGACGUUCUUGACGGUCGUGUUUGAGAAGGGGCCGGGCAAGAAAUCGCUCGGGUUCACCAUAGUCGGGGGCAGGGAUAGCCCCAAGGGGAGCAUCGGUAUCUUCGUGAAAUCGGUAUUGCUAGGCCAGGCGGCCGAGGAUGGCCGAUUGCGCGCGGGUGACGAAAUCGUGGCAGUCAACGGACAGAUAUGCCACGAUCUGACGCAUCGCGAGGCUGUCCAGUUGUUCCGCAACAUCAAGAAUGGACCGAUUGCGUUGCACCUGUGCAGGCGGAUGCGGAGUUGCGAGACACAAGCCAUCAAAGCAAAGUCUUGUGCGGAUCUUUUGAUGGCCGAUACGUGACAGCUACGAUGAGUUGGUACGUUGAUGCUCAUUGGAUCGUGGAAUGUUUAUUUUGUCAUGUAAAUAUUGUAAAUUGUAUAAUUGUUGAAAAAAAUUAAAAAUGCAUUAUUAUGUGGACACUGAUGCAAAA